Frieseomelitta varia is the source of this 5642-nucleotide messenger RNA. RefSeq names its product nucleolar protein 58-like. Lineage: Eukaryota; Metazoa; Arthropoda; Insecta; Hymenoptera; Apidae. The transcript has 5 exons. The coding region runs from base 195 to 1250 and encodes 351 amino acids. The record is from RefSeq and is a predicted model, not a curated record.
CCUGGCAUCUAGUAAUUCGAAGACCUACCACUAGAGUGCUAUGUUUUGAGUUGUUUAAUCUGUAUCGUGUGCGUUAAACGUUCGGUUUACCGAUCACCGUCGAGUUGUAACCGCGUAUGUGCUGUCGCCGUCACUCUAUUGCCGUCCCUCAUUUCCGUCGGUCUCGCACACGUUGACACGUCCUUUGUAUUGCCAUGGACGUCAGCUUGCUACUUCAGCACUCGCAAUAUGCAUUACCCGUGGGUAUCGUGCUCGUAUGUGCAAUCCUCGUCUUCGUUUUUGGUUUCAAGAAGGCCGAACAACCACCUUUUGCUCAGCUUUCGGUAAGCUCCGACGUGGACCGGAAAUUUGCCAACAAGAAACGUAGCAAGAUCAAAGAAAAGAGAUCUGCUAAUGGCCAGGUUACAACUGAAAAGGCCAGCCCCAUUAAGAAAAUAGUAUCAACCAAAACAGAUGCUUCAAAGAAAGCUGUAUCCAAGCCAGAUGAUGUUGAAGGAAAGUUGAAAGAACGAAAGCAAGAGGAUAAUAAAAUUCUGGUAGCAAAGAAGGAUAAAGAUCAAGUUGUAAUAAAAGUUGGUAAAGAAAACAAAGUUGAACAAGUGAAAAACAAGAAGAACUUGAAGAAUUUAUUCCAAGAGAAACCAGUCGACUUUGAUGAAGGAGAUUGGGAACAAGCUUACUCACGGAAAGAUAAAAAGAAUAAGAAGAAAGAGGAAGAAUCGCCUUCAAAAAAGAACAAAAAGAAUACCAAGAAAGCUGAUUUAAUUAAUGAAGAAGUUACGAAACAAAAAGUUUCAGAAAAGGCAGAGAUUAAAGAUAAAGUUAUCAAAGAAACAGAAAAUAAAGAAUUGAAAGACAAAGAGAAAAAAGAUGUGAUACUUACACCUAUUUCCAAUGAAGAAAUAGCUAAAGAAAAAGAACAGCAAAAGGAGGAAUUAGCUAAGAAUGAAAAAGUCGAAAAAGAAGAAAAAAAGAGUGGAAAAUCAAAGAAAGUUAAGAAAGUUUCUGAAAAUGAAAAUACUCUUGUAGUAACUCCACUUACGCCAAAAGUAGAUAAUAAACUUCAGGAACAAAGAAUAAAAAAAAAAGAUGACAAUAUAGAAAAAGAGUCAGAUAAUUCAGAAGAAAAAAGUCCUAAAAUUAUACAAACACAAGAAAAGACCGGUCCAGUGUUCGAUGAACUGGGAGAUGUCUGGACAGAAGCCAAACCUCAAAAGAAAAGUAAAAAGAAAGCUCGAAAAGAUAACUGAGGGUGAUCAAGUAUGAUAAAAAUUACGUUCCUUGUAAGAAGGAAGAGAGUGAGAAUCCUGCUUGGUCCAAACGACAUGUGUCAUUUCGGACUUACCAGGUGUGUUUUAAGUGACUUACCAAUUAACCACCUGACCAAAUUGUUCCUUUUCCUUGUACAUAAUGCCAAUUGGACUAGGUUGUUCGAUCAGUUAUGUAUUACAUCAUGACUGCAGGUGCAUAAAUUAUUGUAUGUAGAAAAAAUUUUUGAUUUUUUCAACAUGCUAACUAUUUGCUUUAACAAAGCUGCUUUGCAUUUAAUGAAAGAGGCAUAAGUCAUAGUUUUGACUAUAAAAUUAUUAUUAUUAUGUAUAUUAUCCUUUUAAGGGUUUUAAUAUGUGUUUAUAAUGAUGCAUUAAUAUUCACUACAGCUACAUCUUAGUAUAUAUUUAUAAGAGUUUCAUAUUGAGUAUGAAUUGUUAAAAAAUAGUACUUAUGUCUUUUGUGUUUCGUCAGGAAGUCCUAUAAACAAUAUUUUUUUUAGAUUUGCAACAUGUUUGCAUCCACGUUAUUAACAUUUUAGAUAUUGGUUUUACGUUAUAAUUAAUUUAAACGUUAUAGAUGCGAACGGUUGAAAGCCAAAACUUAGAAAGUAUGAAGUAUAUUCCAAAACAAUAAUAAAGUGCAGGACAAUCUGGAGAAAAGUUUACAUUACUGAUGUACAUGUCUUGUUCAAAGUAUCGAGAGAAAUAUUUUCUUAUAUUUGAUAGCGAGUAAUUUAUUCCAGCAUAUAGAUCCAAAAUUAUAUACUUUGUAAUAAUAAACUGUAUGUAUAUCUUGUAUGAAUAUUUUAUUAUAAAAAGUACAUCAGUAAUGAAUUUUAAGGAUUGAUGUGUAUUUAUAAGAAUAUAUGAAUCUACGACAAAAUUUGUGCCAAGUUAUGGGAAGAAAUAAAACAAGGUACAAUGAAAGUCAUUAUACAAUUACAUAUGAUUAAUUUAUUAAGUAAAAUAAAUAAUUUUAAUUGAAUUUUAUUAUUUAUUUGCAUAAUAUAUGACUUAUAUAUGCUAUUUUCGAAUUUGAGUGUUUAUAUAACAUGAGCUACUACAUAUAUAAUAAUUAAAAAUGUACACAGUAUUUAAUUUACACUUAAAAUCGUUCUUAACGCUGAUUUUUAUUAAUUAUGUUAUCUGAUAUAAUAAAAAUAAAAUUGCAUUCUGACUUUCAAAGUGUCUAGCUAUUACAUAUGUUUAAUAGAAAGGAGGAUAAUGUUUUCUGCAAUGAUUAUCUCUUCACAUACAAAAGUAAUUCUAUUGAAAAAAAAUGUAAAGGAAAUCUUACAAAUGAAUACGAUCAGACGUGGGUCAAAUAAUCAAAGUUAUGUUAUGUUGUCUUUUAAUUUUUUACGAACAAUCUAAUCCAGCCGUUCACAUUUUAUGCCAUGUAUAAAAUAUAGUGAGUACAUUAAUUAUACAUUAAAAGUUGUCUCUGAAUAGUCUUUUUAACUAAUGUAAUUACGGUUAUUUAAUCGUUAAUAUCUAUAUUAUGUAUAAUAUUACGUAUGGCAUGGAAAUGCAAGAGUUAAACUCUAAGAAAAGUAAUAUCUUGAAAGAAGAAUUAAAUAUUAAGGAUCUCUUCAAAGAAAACCUAGUGCUAUAUUCAGAGUACUAUAUUUAGAGUCUUUUGACUUCUAUUUUCUGAAAAAAUGAAAAGACAAAAAUUCAAAUUGAAAAAUGAUGUUAGUUGCACCUUAUCGCGAAUAAUUGAUAGAGGUGAUGCAUUGUAACGUCAUUUGCUCGAAACAAUUUAUUAAUUAGUGUUGUAUAUUAAUAUGUAAAGAUGAAAAAAAAAAAAAAUAUUUAGAAUGGCGAAUGAAAUAUUGUGAUAAGUAUACUGUAUACCUGAGCGUUACUUGAACGUUGUAAAAUAGUACUAUUAAAUAAUAUUAUCGUUUAUAGCUUUUACUUAUAAGUGAAAAGAAGUGAAAAAAUAUCUGUUUAAAUAAUUAUUCAUAUUUUGUACUUUUAUCCUUAAUAUAUUUUCACAGAAUAUUUAUUAUACUUCGCGACAUAUGAGGUAUUAAUAGUUUUAGUAUCUCGCAUAGUUUCAAAAAUUCUUUGUUAUAAAAUAUUUAUUGAUUUGAAAAGAAACGAAAAGAAGGUUUCUUAAAUACAAUUUUUGAACGAGCUUCAAUUCCAUACAUAGUAUGAAUCGUUGUUAUUACUAUGUGAAAUCGAGAGAAAUACAAUCGGGUUGUAUCGAGUGUCCCUACGCGUGCCAAAAAUUUUUACUUUAUUAAGAGCAACAGUUGUAUAAUAAGUUUUAAAGAAAAGAAAAGACAUCAAUAUUCAUUUUUUUUUUUUUUUUUUUUUUUAUUAUAAAUAUAUCGUUUUCACAUUUCCAAUUUUUUACGUAGCGAGCAAUAGCAAAAUCUGCAUUUUUAUAAUUUUAUUUUUCUAUGCGCAAUUAGUCGAACGAAUUAUUCAAAGUACCUAUUAUAUUACAAUUGAAAUAUAGAAUGUACAGAUUUUUUCUACAACAAACAUUGUGAUCAAUGUUGAAGUAUAUAAUGAUUUUUCCUACUCGCAUAAGUUGUUACACUUUGUUGUUUAAAUUAUAAACGGCACUAAGGAAAAGUAAAAUCUUUAUUUUGUUUUUAUUAGACCUGUGAAUGCAAACAUCGCUUAAAUAAUUCGCGUUACGUGUAUCCUAUCGAUAUUCAGUGUUAUAACUGUAUUAAAUUUAUAUAUUUAAGUGGACAAUGAAUUAAGCAAAGUAACAUUGUGUCAUCGUUUAACGCUGGACGUAAAAGAUAUUGAUAUUUAACGAACAAUCGUUGGUGUACUUAAGUUCAACAAUUGGAACAAUUUUGAGCAGCUGCCGAAUCAUACGGUCUAGGUAUUUAAUAUUAUUAUAUUUUUGUAUGUAAUAUUCUUCGCGUGAUGAUGUAAUGACAAAGCGGCAAAGCUAAUUCGAUUAACGAGACUAGAAAUCACGGGAGUUUCUAAACGCAUGUGUUGAUAGAAGGAUAUCGUAUUUUGAAUAACAUUUAUAUGCACUUUACUCACGUCUAACGAAUAAUUAAAUAUCGGUAUAAAAUCACUAUAAAACUCUUGCUGUCGCAAGAUUCUAAUUAAAAGAAAGAAUUGCAUACAAAAUUAAAUACUGAUGAUAUAAGGAAGUCUUUCCAGAAAAUAAAAACUAUUUAAAUUAACUGAAUUUAAUUACAAUUAAAAAGAUUAUUAUCGCUACUGUAUAUAUGUAUAUUAAUCAGCAAUGUUCUUUCUAAUUAAAUAUAUAUAUGUGCAAUUUUAUUGUAUACCGAGGUGGUAGAAGCUUAAAGAGCUAGUGAUUGAGUAAUAUUGCUAUGUAAGUAUGAUUGUAGAGGUAUUUAAAAAGUGUCGAUCAGUGUCCAACGAAGUUAAUUAUAUUUUGAAAUGUGUAUUUUCAUUGUGGCUUAAUGGGAUUACUAACAAGUUUAUCUAGUGAUUACAAUAUGAUGACGUUUAUUUCGAAGUUAUCGGAAUAUUUUUUUUGCUUGAGAAAAAUUUUUUUCAUACAUCAUUACGUAGAAGUUAAAACAUUGGUGGCCUAACGCUUGCAAUGUCAUUGAACUAACAGUGAUGCUCUAGGACUCUGAUCAUAAUUAAGAUACCGCGUAUAGCAAAAUGAAAAUGAAUACGGAAGAUAUACGGAAUAGAUUAAUUUAGGAUGUUAUAUUAUACCAUGAAGCAGAAAUGUCAUAGUUAUUUACGAUGUAUUUUAUUCACCAAAAGUGUUAAUGUAGCUAUCGAUAUCAUGAUAUCUAUAUAAAUAUAUUUGUGUAAAAUGCGUGUACUUCAGUCAGUUCAAAUAUUAUUAUUAUACAUAGCGCACGAUAUAAUGUUGAAAUAGAUAUAAGUGGAAUUUUCUUUUAAAAUCAAUGGAAAAAAUAUAAUUCAAGAGAAAUAUUCUGUUUCCAAUGACUGCGCUCACUUGUCUGAACUGUGCAAUUAUUGCAAACUUUGAAAAUUUGUAUAAAUUCUUGCAACAUUUAUAUAUAUAUAUAGUAGUUGUAAAGAAUUGUCGAAAAAUCGGUAUAAAAACAUAGAAAAAAAUAGAAUAUUUCUCUUUUAAUUGACUUUUGGUUGUGACAUUUUUGGAAUAGAAGUAUAAGUGAAGAAAGAAUGGAUCAUAAAAUAGAAAAAGGCAAAAAGAGGUAAAUGAAAUGAGGAAUAAAAAUUAUAUUUUUCCAACAUUUGGUUGCAACCAUUCACUGCGCCUGCCCGUUAAUUAUCGUUAGAGUGUUUUGUACCUACAUUUUUAAUUGUCAUUGCAGUUUUUCGAAUAUUGUACAAGGAAGGCUAGUUUAUUCCACGUUUCAAGGGACCACAGAAUAUAGACAAAUAAUAAAACAUACAGAACCUUGUUUCUCA